Molecule: messenger RNA, 3000 nt
Organism: Fusarium falciforme
Lineage: Eukaryota; Fungi; Ascomycota; Sordariomycetes; Hypocreales; Nectriaceae
Exons: 5
Coding region: 1-3000 (999 amino acids)
Biological process (GO): transmembrane transport
Molecular function (GO): oxidoreductase activity, acting on paired donors, with incorporation or reduction of molecular oxygen; transmembrane transporter activity; monooxygenase activity
Source: RefSeq, a predicted model, not a curated record
AUGAGUGCUUCUUCGACAUGUACCGAUCGCCACCCUGGCGAAGACGAGGAGCAACCUCCCCCUAUGACCCAAGAUCUGGAGAAACAACCUGAAUCAUCAACUGAAGAUGCACCUCCUGCCUAUUCAAUCUUUACGACAUGGCAAAAACGCUUCAUCGUGUUGGCAGCAGCCUCUACCGCCCUGUUCUCCCCCAUGACGGCCCAGAUCUACUUCCCAGCAUUGCCCGCCAUCGCCAAAGACCUAGACGUGACCAUCUCGCAGGUCAACCUCAGCGUCACGACUUACAUGAUCUUUCAGGGCGUUACACCCAUGUUUAUUGGAUCUCUGGCUGACAGUGGAGGGAGAAGACCUGCAUAUGUUGUUUGCUUCACCCUCUACAUCGCCGCCAACAUUGGACUGGCGCUUACACCCAGCUACGGCGCCCUCUUGGGUCUGCGAUGUCUUCAAUCUGCUGGCUCUGCAAGCACAGUUACUCUCUGCUACGCUGUCGUCGCAGAUGUCAUCACCUCUGCAGAAAGAGGCCAGUACAUAGGCCUGACUGCUGUACCUGUCGUCCUCGGUCCUGCUCUAGGCCCUGUCAUCGGCGGCCUUCUCGCCCAGUAUCUUGGCUGGAGAUCCAUCUUCUGGUUCCUCACAAUAUUUGCCGGAGUAGCCAUUGUUCUCGUCGUCAUAUUCUACCCAGAAACAUGCCGUCGCAUCGUGGGCGACGGCUCAAUUCCUCCACCCCCUGCGUAUCGGUCUUUGUGGCAGAUACUAAAAUCCCGACGGACUCGGAUGUCAGCAGCCAAGUCCGACCUCAGCCGCCAAGCUUCUCACGGCUCAAAAAAAGAAAAGACCUUCAAGUUCAAGGCACCGAAUGUACUCGAGUCAGUCUUGAUGCUGUUUGAGAAAGAGACGGGUCUGUUGCUCGGCUUUAGCAGUUUGUGCUUUGCUGGCUUUUACUGCAUUGCCACAGCCAUGCCCACUCUAUUCUCGAGAAUCUACGGCUUUAAUGAGAUCCAAAACGGUCUUAUGUUCCUUCCAAUUGCAGCUGGCUCUGUCAUCGCAUCAUUCAUCGUUGGUGCCUUCACCAAUCGCAAUUUCGAGCGCCACUGCAUCAAGUUGGGCAUCCCCUACGAGAAGAGCCGUCAGCCAGACCUUUCAGGCUUUCCAAUUGAGCGCGCUCGACUCGAAAUCGGUUUCCCACUCAUGCUCAUGUCAAUCGUCAUGCUCAUCGGCUGGGGUUGGGCAGUUGACGCCAAGACGCACGUCGCCGUGCCCUGCGUGCUGAGCGGACUGAUGGGAGUUGGCAUCGUGGGCUUCAACAACACAACUAGCUCGCUACUAAUUGACAUUCACCCGGGAAAGCCAGGAACCGCCAGCGCUGCCAAUAACCUGACCCGAUGUCUGGUUGGGGCUGGAGCUAGUGCUGCGAUUGUUCCCAUGGUUGAUGCUUUGGCCCAGGUACUCCUCAAGAUCGUGUUCACCCUCGUUGUGCUACUGGCUUCAAUCGCCGUCCACCGAUUGACAUUUCACCCACUUGCACGUAUCCCUGGACCCAGGCUGGCUGCUAUAUCCAGCUUCUGGCACGCAUACCAUGCGAGAAAUGGCCGUAUGGCCCAUUUAGGAAAGACGUUGCAUUCGCGAUACGGGCCUGUUGUGAGAGUAGGACCAGAUGAAGUGUGGUUCGACACCAAGGAGGCUUUUCAGGCCAUCUACAGCAGUGGUAGCGGAUAUGAAAAGUCGGACUUUUACUUGGCCACCAGCCUAAGCAAACCUCGCAUCGACUGGCAUCUCAACCCUCAUUUUCCCGACACACUCGACCUUCUCUCGGAACGGGAUGUGAGGCGGUACCGAAUCCAGCGCCGCAUGAUUGGCCCUGUUUAUCAGACGUCCAAUCUCAUUCAAUACGAGGCUGCCAUUGACGAUGUCAUUAACCGUGCCAUCGCCAAGCUGAAGAGCUUCAAGGGCGCUCCAGUCGAGCUGAAUGAGUGGAUGCACAUCAUCGCCGUGGAAUGUCUUGGGUCCGUUGUCCUCUCAUGGUCGCCCGGAAUGCUCAAGAGCGGCACUGAUUGGGGAUCGGGCUCGCAUGCCUAUCACGGCUGGAGACGGAAGAGUGUCUUUGGCCUCUUCCCUACAAUUGUCAAGCUCGAGUUUCUGUCCAAAACGGUCGGUCGGCUCUUCAGCUCGGCUUGGGGCGUCAAUUUCAAGACACCAAAGAACUUCAAGCCAUUCUUUGUCGAUGUUGGCAAGCGAGUCUCUCGACGUGUCAACGCAGCCAGAAGACCAAACCCGCCCAAGGACAGCCGCCAGGAUCUCCUUACAGAUCUCAUUCGGCUUCACAAGGUCAGACCCGACUUUACUGACAAUUACCUGCGUAAAAUGGCCGUGACAAACUUUGGUGCUGGGCAUGAGACCAUGGCGUCCACUCUGACCUCCAUCAUGGCUGUGCUAGGUUCUCUUCAAGAUGUCCAGGCUCAAGUUUCCCAAGAAGUGCUCGCCACGGCAGACUCAAGCCAAUAUUCUACCGCUACCCGUCUCCCGAUAAUGCAGGCUCUCAUCAAGGAGGUCAAACGGCUAUACCCAGUUAUCAGCAUGUCCCUCCCACGCAAGGUUCCCAACGGCGGCCUUCACCUUCACGGCUUCUAUUUCCCGCCCGAUACAACUGUAGGCUGCAACCCACUAGCCUUGCACCGAAACAAAGACGUCUUCGGUCCCGACUCUCAUCUCUUCAACAUCGCUCGGUGGCUUAACGCAGACCCCGACACGGCUCGUAACAUGGAACGAGUCAGCCUUAGCUGGGGCGGCGGCUCAAGGUCAUGUCCUGGGCGUCACUUGGCUGAGCUUGUGGUCUUUAAACUUGUCCCAGCGCUAGUGAAGGAGUUUAAGAUUGAAGCUGUUUUGCUGCCCGAAGACGAAGGUCGCUCAUAUUUCUUGUCCAUGUUGACGGGAGUCAAGACACGGUUCAUUGAGCGACAAACAGCAGACUCAGCGACAGAGACCCAAAAGCCAGUUCCUUGA